AUGAAUACUCCUCUUCACAUAGAAGUUGUGCAAAAGAGACAAAGUCUUGCAAGUAAAGAAUUUAUCAAAGAUAUUGUCCACUCUUACCUCGCUCAUUUUGUUUUAUUAUCUCCCGGCACAACAAUCAAUAAUAAUGAAUUGGAAGAGAAUCUAGACUUAAAAGAGCACGUACAAUGUAUUACUUUCUGUGAUAUCGAACACGAUUCCGACAUAAAUGUAGCAGAAUGUGAACUGAUUUAUCACGUCUAUACCUUGGACCGUUUCGGUGCGGAAACAGAUACUAUGACAGAUGCAGCGUCUGGGGAAGAAAUAGCAGCAGCAGACGUAUGGGCUCUUCCGACUGAAGAAUUUCAUGGUUUAUGGGAAAAUCUGGUAUAUGAUUCAAAACUGAAAGAAGAUACACUUCGUUUUGUCGAGACUGCAUUUGAAUUCGCCGAUCGAGGUGUAGAUCCUAAUGUUAUAGGCUGGAAUCGAGUGGUGUUGUUACAUGGGCCACCAGGUACUGGAAAAACUAGUUUAUGUCGAGCUCUAGCACAAAAGUUAGCCGUGCGAUUAGGAGAUAGAUUCCCGCGCGCGCGUCUUCUCGAAAUAAACGCCCAUGGUUUGUUUUCAAAGUGGUUCUCGGAAAGCGGGAAACUCGUAGCGAAGCUUUUUGAUCGAAUACGUGAAAUCGUUGAAGAUCGACGUCUCCUCGCGUGCGUGCUCGUUGAUGAAGUGGAAUCACUGGCGCACGCACGGCACGCGGCGCUCGCUGGACUUGAGCCUUCCGAUUCGAUAAGAGCCGUGAAUGCUAUAUUGACGCAAUUAGAUCGGUUGAAGCGCCACCCGAACGCCCUCGUCCUGACCACUUCCAACGUGACGGGCGCCAUCGACAUCGCGUUCGUGGACCGGGCGGACAUCAAGCGGCUCGUAGGGCCGCCGUCGGAGCGCGCCGCGUACGAGAUCCUGCGCGGGUGCUGCGCGGAGUUGAUGGCGCGCGGCGUAGUGGCGCCGCGCGAGCAGCUGUUCGCUCUGCGCGUGCUGGAGGCAGCGCGAUUCGCCGACACGGAGGGAUCGCGCGCGUCGCUGCGGCUGUGGGCGGUGGCGCGCGCGGCGGCAGCGGCGACGCUGUCGGGCCGCGCGCUGCGCCGCCUGCCUUUCCUCGCGCGCGCCUUGCACACGCGUCACGAGCCCACACUGGCACAAUUCAUAGACGCUCUGCAUGCUGCCGUGCAGCAGCAGCUCCGUGAUGCUAAGGAUUUAAUGAACGAAACCGUUUUAUCCAAUGAUACUGCAAAUGGUGAGCCACCUUUAAGGACUAAG
Brenthis ino (lesser marbled fritillary) is the source of this 1302-nucleotide messenger RNA. Lineage: Eukaryota; Metazoa; Arthropoda; Insecta; Lepidoptera; Nymphalidae. The record is from the annotation of a GenBank genome assembly.